Molecule: messenger RNA, 1098 nt
Organism: Adineta ricciae
Lineage: Eukaryota; Metazoa; Rotifera; Eurotatoria; Adinetida; Adinetidae
Source: the annotation of a GenBank genome assembly
AUGUUACUCGUCUUCCUCGUAGUUUAUCUUCGAACGUCAUUUGCACUUUUGCGUUCAACUGAAGAUCGAAUAUCUACUCGAAAUAUAACUUGUCGACACGAUGUCGGAUUGUCAAUAACAUUCUUAACGAAUUGUGAAGCAUGUUUAGUUACUUCGCGCAAUUAUGCAAUCGAAACAACACUGUCUCUAACUGGCAUCGGAUUAUCAGGUUCGUUUUCCAGUUGUCUUCAAGUAAACGAAGUUGAAAUGUAUCAUGAAAACCUUGUUCGUGAAUGUCAUUAUUUUCCUCGAAAUACACUCAAUGGUUAUGAUGAUUUCUGCAUCGCAUCACCGUAUACAAUUUUCCGUGGCUCAUAUCGCGCUUGCAUUUGUCUGACAAACCUAUGCAAUUUCAAUUAUACUGGAUGUCUUCGACAAAUCAAGUCAAUUUGGAAUCAGAAGACACCGUUAUUCAGCAACACAAUUGUCGAAUUAAACAACCGAAUAAGAUGCUACCAAUCACCUGAAGGUUUUACAGAACCAGCUUCUUCAAGUUUGAUACCAUUAUGUUCGGAGGAUGAUGACAUAUGUAAAAGUUAUUUAGCUAAUCAAGGUGUCCUCUGUGCUAUUGGUGUUGAUCGUGCAAAUAAAACAACGCAACAAACGUUGACACCGUCGACAUACUCAACUUAUUUGAUAAAAUACAAAAGUGAAUUUUGUAAAUCGUACACGUUGACAUCGAAAAGUAUCCUAUUUUCGCAAUGUAAAUCGGAAGAUACCAAAAAUAAAAUGCCUCCUAAGACACCAACCAAAGGUUCAAAAAUCAUCAAAAAACAAUCGAAAAGUAAUGCAAGUAAAUCUGGUGCUGAUGGCGAGAAAAAAAGCAAUAAACGAAAACGUAAAGAAACCUACUCGAUUUACAUCUACAAAGUUUUAAAACAGGUUCAUCCCGAUACGGGUAUUUCGAGCAAAGCAAUGUCGAUUAUGAACAGUUUCGUUCAUGAUAUUUUCGAACGUCUUGCCGGCGAAGCUUCACGAUUGGCACACUAUAGUGAACUGGCGAAACAUGCUGUAUCCGAAGGCACCAAAGCUGUAACGAAAUAUUCCAGCCAAAAAUAA